Drosophila hydei is the source of this 1569-nucleotide messenger RNA. RefSeq lists its product as uncharacterized. Gene Ontology annotation, molecular function: chitin binding. The transcript has 2 exons. Gene Ontology annotation, cellular component: extracellular region. The record is from RefSeq and is a predicted model, not a curated record. Bases 281 to 1480 code for a protein of 399 amino acids. Lineage: Eukaryota; Metazoa; Arthropoda; Insecta; Diptera; Drosophilidae.
UUUUCACAUGGAAAUGCGCAACUUUGCCCCACUGUGACAGACACCUGAGUAGGAAACUGAUAAAUAAAGAUCGCAGAAGAUGUAGAACCGUCCGCAUUUGAUAUCAGUACCAAGCAUCGCAUCGCAUCGCAUCUGGCAACGUACUUGGCCCUAAAUCGGACAUAGACUGUUCGAUGUCGAAGCUGCGCCUCAGUUCAUUUCCAUUUGUUGCGUCGAUUGGUUCGAAGCUCGGAGCGAAUAGUCAAAUCUCUGCCAGACUAAACGCAAUUAGAAAGCUUUAAUGAUUUUGCAUUCACUUCUUUCAGUGUUCCUGCUGCUUUGGAGCGGAAGUGGAGCACAAUUGCAGGUACAGGCACAGAGCGGCUAUAACUAUGUGCGACCCGAGCUGGCCACCACAGCGGGUGGCGGAGCUGUUGUGGGUCGAUUACAGCCUGGCGCCUAUCCCACGGGUGCUACGCUUCCCUUGACGCCUGCACCGGCCACCGCUUAUGGCGCCGGACUGUUUCCAUCUCCAGCUGUGGGCUAUACAUCUAGUGGACCGGCAACGACUGCAUUUGGAGCACCUGCAGCCGCUGGGGGGAGCACCGUCAAUCUGCCAAGACGUCCCACUGGCUCUGGCUUACAGAGUGUAUCUGCUGCAGCGCGCGGUGGCCCGUAUGGCCCACAGACGCAGUACAGCAACACAGCGGUUGGCUCCUCAGGCCAACGUACGUCCCCUAGAGAAGAUUACUCCGAUGGUGCCGAUGGCGACUACUCGGCCAUACCUGGUGUGCCAGGCGUCGAUUAUCCUGUGUAUGCCCAAGUGCCGCGCACUAACUUCGACUGCGCCCAACAGCCACUGCCGGGCUACUAUGCGGACAUCGAAGCUCAAUGCCAGGUCUUUCAUAUCUGCGCACUCAAUCGCACUUACUCCUUCCUGUGUCCCAACGGUACAGUGUUUAGCCAAGAGACACUAGUCUGUGUGUGGUGGAAUCAAUACGACUGCGUCUCGGCUCCCAGCCUGUAUGCUAACAAUGCCUACAUCUAUGACUAUAGUGGUACCAGCUCCAGUUCUAGCAAUGUCAAUCUGAAUGCCAAUGUGUAUCGAUCUGGCGCGCAGCCUGUGAAUACACCCUACGGUGCAGUUGCUCCAUCGUCCGCCCCAGGCGUUGGACUCCGUGCUACCAGUGCAUCACAGGUCGCAGGAUACAAUGCACAACGUGGUGCCUACGCCGCACCCUCACCCUCGCCGACCCAGUCACAGUCUCUGUAUGGCGCUGGAGCCAUUAUACGCCCGGGUGGUGUCUCUGGCACAGUGCCUGGUACGGGUGCCAAUCGCUUAGCGCCAGCCACAGCUGCGGCAGGAUUGGCAGCCACUGCUGCGGGCUUGUUGCCCGACAAUGCUGUGGGCAGCUUUGCUCAGCCUGUUGUGGCAGUUGGUAACCGCGAGUAUUUGCCGCCGGCCAGCGUUGGCCAACGCCAGCAACGGACUCAAGUAUAAGCUUACACGAAUUUUAGCAUCUGUACCCGGUUAAAUGACAAUAGACCCGAUUGACCCUAGGCUUAGUUUAAUUAGCAAUAACAUACAUA